Molecule: messenger RNA, 2016 nt
Organism: Paramisgurnus dabryanus
Lineage: Eukaryota; Metazoa; Chordata; Actinopteri; Cypriniformes; Cobitidae
Source: RefSeq, a predicted model, not a curated record
AUGGAUAAACUUAUUAUUUUUAUUUUUUUGUUACAAGGUGUUUGGUGUGGGGAUUGGAACAUCAGUCUGUCAGAGAAGAUUGAAGCUCUGAGAGGAUCCUGUGUGACCAUAAACUGCAGAUUUGAUAUUAAUAACACAUAUGACAACGAUCUCACUGACAGUGCUGCAGGAGUGUGGUAUAAAAAUGGGCAUAAAGACAGCAACAAUAUUGUGUUUAACUCCAGCAACCCCAAUCUCUCUUUUAAAGGGAACAUAACUGGAAAAUUAAAAGACAAGAACUGUUCAACCAUCUUUUAUGACGUUACUUCAAAUCAUGCAGGUACAUUUUACUUCAGGAUUGAGGGUAAUGGUGGACUGAAAUAUACCUAUGAACAAAAUUCUUCUUUAGGUGUGAUCGACUCUCCCCACAAACCCACAGUGCAGAUGUUAAAGGAUCAGAUGAAGGAUGAGGUUCAUGAGGAGGUGUUAGAGGGGAGCUCUAUGUGUCUGCGCUGCUCUGCUAAGACUCUCUGCUCCUCUUCUCCACCAACUCUCACAUGGAGCUCCACUGACAGACUCCACCUCAAUGAGAGCAGCAGACUACAGCUGGAUCAACAAAAUCAAACUGAGAUCAUCUCUGAUCUGAACUUCACUGCUACUCACCUUCAACAUGGAGUCACUUUCAUCUGCACUAUAACCUACCAGCUACAGCAGAGGAACGCAACAGCACAGAACAACAUCACAUUAUUUGUUCAAUAUGCUCCUGAAAACACAUCAGUGUCUGUGUUUCCAUCUAACUCUGUACUGGAGGGCAGUUCAGUGACUUUGAUCUGCAGCAGUGAAGGAAAUCCAGCAGUGUUCAACUACACCUGGUACAGAGAGAAUGGAGGACAGCUGGAGGAGCUGCAGACUGGAUAUAAUCUGACAUUCAAUGUGACAAAUCGUACACGCUACUACUGUCAAGCCAAAAACCGACAUGGUACCCAAAACACAUCAGUGUUGCUUGACAUUCAGUAUGCUCCAAAAAACACAUCAGUGUCUGUGUUUCCAUCUAACUCUGUACUGGAGGGCAGUUCAGUGACUUUGAUCUGCAGCAGUGAUGGAAAUCCAGCAGUGUUCACCUGGUACAGAGAGAAUGGAGGACAGCUGGAGAAUCAGACUGGAUCUAAUCUCACCUUCAAUGUGACUGAUCGUACACACACAGGACGCUACUACUGUCAAACCAACAACCAACAUGGGACCCAAAACACAUCAGUGUUGCUGGACAUUCAGUCUCAUGGAAAUCCCUCUCCUAAAGUGGAGUGGCAUCUCUCUGGACGUCCUGUCAGUAACUCUACAAACACAUCCAUCAGUGAGGAGCGAUUGAGCAGCACAGACUUGAGGAGCUUCAUUUCUCUCCAUCAGUCACUUACACACACAGACACUCUGCAGUGUGUCGUCAUCAACACUCACGGCACUGCCAGUGAAAAGAUUCAACUGUUUUGCAGUCCUCAGGAGACAAGUUUCAGUCUUUUCUCUGUGCUGAUCGGAGCUGCUAUUGGAUCGUCGAUAAUGAUAAUCUUGUGUGUCAUUACCCAUCUCUGUAAACGAAAAGACAACAGAAGAUCCCUAAAGGCAAGAGACGAAGACAUCUCUGGACUUGAUCUGUCUGACAGGGAGAAUGAAGAACCUGUUUAUGCCAAUAAAUCUAAAGAAACUUCACUGAAUUACCCACAAUCCCUUCAUUAUUCCUCCAUUGACUUCACAAACACCCAAAUAGAGUCAGAAGAGAUCAGGGGCGUCUCCUCACUUACUGCUGUCUAUGCUGAUGUCCGACAUUAUUCAGAACAAGAGGAAGCAAAGAGCUCUGUGGGAAUCGUUGAACCUCUGCACAACAGCAACAUAUCAACAGUUGAGAUAGCAGACAGUGAAACAAGAGAUCUAGAAUUUACCAUCAGUACAGACCCUGAACAAGAUCAGUCAAAGAAAACUGAUUUGCAGUCUGAUGAAGUUUAUGAUCUUUAUGCUCAAGUUAAACGCUGCCACCCAAAGAAUUAA